Messenger RNA from Setaria italica (foxtail millet), 1682 nucleotides. Its product is annotated as transcription factor TDR. The annotation marks the transcript as partial. Gene Ontology annotation, molecular function: DNA-binding transcription factor activity; protein dimerization activity; sequence-specific DNA binding. Gene Ontology annotation, biological process: regulation of DNA-templated transcription. Lineage: Eukaryota; Viridiplantae; Streptophyta; Magnoliopsida; Poales; Poaceae. The record is from RefSeq and is a predicted model, not a curated record. Gene Ontology annotation, cellular component: nucleus. The transcript is spliced from 7 exons.
GUGCUCGGUGCCAUGGGAGGGGGAGAUCACCGGUGCAUGGCCGCCACGGCGGCCGCUUCUGCCGGGGAUGGAGGCGGCAGCGUGGAGGCUGCGCUGAGGCCUCUUGUUGGUGCAAACGCCUGGGACUACUGCAUCUACUGGAGGCUGUCUCCUGAUCAGAGGUUCUUGGAGAUGGCUGGGUUGUGCUGCAGCAGUGAGUUCGAGGCCCAGGUUUCUGCACUUGGUGAGCUGCCUUCGUCUAUCCCACUGGAUUCCUCAUCUGCAGGGAUGCACGCCGAGGCAAUGAUGUCCAACCAGCCGAUUUGGCAGACCAGCUGCGUGCCAGAGCUCCCAACAAGUUAUUCCACUGUAAGCACAGAGCUCGGAUCCGCCGGACCUAGGACGCGGUUGCUGGUGCCGAUUGCCGGUGGCCUCGUCGAGCUCUUCGCCGCCAGAUACAUGGCGGAGGAGGAGCAGAUGGCGGAGCUGGUCAUGGCGCAGUGCGGGGUGCCGGCGCGGGCGACAGAGGGCGAGGGGGACGAGGGCGGUGCCGCCGUGCACACGUGGCCGGAGGCGCCAGGCUUCGCGUGGGACGGCGCCGACCCGCAGCGUAUGUUCGGGGCGGUGCCGCCGUCGCUCAGCCUAUUCGACGCCGCGGGGGACCCGUUCCUGGUGGCGCCACCGCCCGGGGUGGUCGACGACGCGGCGGCGGCAGGGUGGCAGUACGUCGCGGCGGUGGCGGCGCAGCAGGAGCAGCACGGCGCGGCGCGCGCUGGAGGCGCGGACUCGGGGUCCGAGGGAAGCGACUUGCAGGGGGACCCCGAGGACGACGGCGACGACGACGUGCAGGGGCGGGGCGGCGGCGGCGGCAAGGGCGGCGGCAAGCGGCAGCAGUGCAAGAACCUGGUGGCGGAGCGGAAGCGGAGGAAGAAGCUCAACGAGCGGCUCUACAAGCUCAGGUCGCUCGUCCCCAACAUCACCAAGAUGGACCGCGCUUCGAUCCUCGGAGAUGCGAUCGACUACAUCGUGGGGCUGCAGAACCAGGUGAAGGCGCUGCAGGACGAGCUGGAGGACCCGGCGGACGGCGCCCCCGACGUGCUCCUGGACCAUCCGCCGCCGGCGAGCCUGGUGGGGCUAGAGAACGACGACUCGCCGCGCGCGAGCAAGAGGGCCCGGGUAGCGGCGGCGGCGCCGGCGGAGGAGGAGAAGGGGCACGACAUGGAGCCGCAGGUGGAGGUGCGGCAAGUGGAGGCGAACGAGUUCUUCCUGCAAGUGCUGUGCGAGCACAAGCCCGGCCGCUUCGUCCGCCUCAUGGACGCCGUCAACGCCCUCGGCCUCGACGUCACCAAUGUCAACGUGACCUCCUACAAGACCCUCGUCCUCAACGUCCUCAACGUCGCCAGGCGGGACAACGAGGUGGCGGUGCAGGCGGACAGGGUGAGGGACUCGCUGCUGGAGGUGACGCGGGAGUCCUACGGCGUCUGGUCGGCGGCGGCACCGGCGGCGGGGAGCAGCGGCAGCAUCGACGUGAAGCUCGACUGCGUCGACGUGAAGCUCGAUGGUGGCGUCGAUGUGCAGGCACCGGCGGCUGCGGCGGAAGACCAUUACGGCGGCUACAACCAUCUCCUCCAGUACCUCACCUGAUCAUACGCCACCAGUUCAUGGAUCAUCCUUCGUGUUCAAUCAAAGGGAUCAACUAAUAA